Molecule: messenger RNA, 1317 nt
Organism: Platichthys flesus (European flounder)
Lineage: Eukaryota; Metazoa; Chordata; Actinopteri; Pleuronectiformes; Pleuronectidae
Gene: mterf2
Product: mitochondrial transcription termination factor 2
Exons: 2
Coding region: 88-1215 (375 amino acids)
Biological process (GO): regulation of DNA-templated transcription; termination of mitochondrial transcription
Cellular component (GO): mitochondrial matrix
Molecular function (GO): double-stranded DNA binding
Source: RefSeq, a predicted model, not a curated record
AAAACCUCCCAGGGGAAUCACACGCGAUGCUGGUGGAGCAGCGCCACUGCCUCCUGUAGUGGUUAGCCGCAUCAGGACUCUGCAUCAAUGUUGAAGUUGAUCGCAACAUCCCUGGGCCUCCGGUGCCAACGUGUCGCCGCUCUACCUCUAAGCCUCAGGAUAUGCUCGACGCUGAGUUCAACAGAGAACCAGCAGACCGUGCAGGAACUCUAUGAUCUCUCCGUGGACGUUCAGAAGGUCCGGCAACUUAAGGGCUGGGUCCUGCACAUGAACCCAGCAUAUACCAGGGAGGUGUCCAAUCAGCUGAAGGACAUGGGGGCCUCAGGGUUCAUAAUCUCUCGGAUAUUAGCAGAUCAUCCUGAAGCUGUCCUCUGUCACCCGGAGCAGAUGCAGGCUCAGAGAGAGCUGUGGAUGAUUGUGUGCCCUAACCAGAAAGAGCUGGUUGGGAUCAUUGAGAAAUUCCCGGCCUCUUUCUUCACCUGCUCCAGUCACCACGACAGCCAGCGUCAGAACAUCGCUUACUUCCAGAGUUUAAACCUCAACAAGCGGAUCAUCACCAAACUAAUGGCCAGUGCCCCCCAGAGUUUCAGCCGGCCGGUGGAGCAGAACGAGGUGAUGGUGCGCGGCCUCCAGGAGGCCUACCUGGAGCUGGGAGGGGAGGAGGCCAACAUGAAGGUCUGGCUUCAGAAGUUGCUGAGCCAGAACCCGUUUGUUCUCCUCAAGUCCCCGGAGGUGCUGAGGCAGAACUUGCUGUUCCUCAGGGACAAAGGCUUCAGCGCUGCAGAGCUCCUCCAGCUCAUCUCCAAACUCAAGGGCUUUGUCGUCGAGCUGAACCCGGACAGCAUGCGCCGCAGCCUCGCGUACUCCAAGGAAACCGUGGGCUGCUCCGAGGCAGAGCUGCGGAACAUCGUCCUCAACUGCCCCGCUCUGCUGUACUACCCUGAGGAUAUUCUGGCAGAGCGCUUCCAGGGGCUCCUUCAUGCUGGGAUCAGCAUGUCUCAAAUCAUGGGCACUCCAACUGUGCUGGAGCUGACCACGCAAAUAGUGAAUUAUCGCAUCCAGCGACUGAGGGAGCGGGGCUAUGAAUUCGGGACCGGUAGUCUGGAGGUACUUAAUGGCACGAAGAAGAACUUUGAGAUGAGCUAUGGAAAACUACAGCUACGCACAGAGAGACCAAUUUUUAACCCUGUCGCCCCUUUACAAGUAGACGACUGACAGAGGUUGUAUAAAACCGAUGUAAGGGAAUUAAAGCUGAAACUGGAUUUGUACUGUUCUUAUAAUUUAUUCUGUGUCAGUAAUAAAGUGUCUCAGUCUAAA